Molecule: messenger RNA, 321 nt
Organism: Symbiodinium natans
Lineage: Eukaryota; Dinophyceae; Suessiales; Symbiodiniaceae
Source: the annotation of a GenBank genome assembly
AUGGUGACCGGCUGCUUUCAGAAAGCGCUGCAUGUCGCCGCAUCCCUCGGCGACAUCCUCCUCCUUUGCCGCAGCCUGCGAAUGCGGAAGGUAGCCACGUCGCUCUCGAGGGCGACAUCUUCCUCCUUUGCCGCAGCCUGCAAAUGCGGAAGGCUUGUCCGCAGCAGCACCCUUCCUCCUGCGCAGGUUGCAGAUCAGCGAGGGCCAAAUGUGAGACCUUCGGUUACUCGUGGCCUGUACCACAACUUCGAUGAGAGUGAAGCCCACGUAGACGCUCCAAUGGGAGCUUACCUGCUCAUGGAAAGCUUCAACCAAAAGUAG